Molecule: messenger RNA, 3208 nt
Organism: Rhagoletis zephyria (snowberry fruit fly)
Lineage: Eukaryota; Metazoa; Arthropoda; Insecta; Diptera; Tephritidae
Gene: Tsf2
Product: transferrin 2
Biological process (GO): iron ion transport
Cellular component (GO): extracellular region; plasma membrane; recycling endosome
Source: RefSeq, a predicted model, not a curated record
ACUGGCGUAUGCACUGCCGCCAUUCUAAACAUUUCUUUGGGUGUGUCAUUUAGUUUAUGGUGUAAAAAAUAUUUUAAACAACGCCAAAAUGUUCAAAAUAAGUGUACUAAAUAUUCUUUUGUGGCUGCUGGUAGCGAAGCAUUCAGAUGCCCAACAUUACUAUGAAAAUGAAAAACAAGUAAAGAACAUGAUUUGGUGCACGAAAAGCAUAGAAGAACAACACAAGUGUCAGAACUUAACUGUUGCCAUCGAACGAGAUCGAGCCAUUUUCGAUGAGGCAUUUCUAAAUCUCACUUGUUUGAUGGGAUUUAGCGCGGAUGAAUGUAUACACCAUGUUGAUCGUGAGAAGGCACAUGUAACGACGCUGGAUGCUGGCGACGUAUUCACGGCUGGCAGAUACAAUUCUCUGGUGCCCAUAAUGCAGGAGAAGUUUGUUGGAGGUCUGCCAAAUUAUCAUGCUGUGGCGGUCAUCAAAAAAGAUACACUGCAAGAUGUCUACAGUUUGAGAGAGUUGCGAAACAAGCGUGCCUGCUUCCCGUGGGUGGGAAGCAUGGCUGGUUGGAUUGUGCCCAUAUAUACGUUACAACAUGAAGGAGGAAUGGAAGUAGUGGACUGUAAUAAUCAGGUAAAAACUGCCGCCAACUACUUCAACAAUUCGUGUGCCGUUUACUCAUUAAUCAACAAGUACAAUCCGAUUGGUGAUAAUUCUGAUAAACUCUGUGCACUAUGUACUGGUAAAAUACCUGGAGGAAGAUGUUCUGCAAAAGACCCCUACUAUGGCUAUGAUGGUGCUUUCCGUUGUUUGCUGGAAGCGGGCGAGGUAGCAUUUUUACGCGACUCGACAGUUACCGAGAUGUUACAAACUGACGAGUUCAAAAGCCUAUCGCCUGAUCGGUUUGAGUUACUUUGUCGUGACGGUCGUCGCAUGCCAGUAAACGAAUAUCGGCAAUGUAGCUGGGGUGAUAUUCCUUCCGAUGCUGUUGUUACUUCAUCUGCACGAAGUUCGUUCGAGCGUAAAAAAUUCCAACACUUCUUGCGUCGCAUAGUUGAACUUUAUUCAGAUGCUCUGCGCGAUGAAGCCAACCAAUCCAAUCAGCAGAAUUUGCGCGGCAAUGCAGGUUUCGGCAAUAAUAAUUUCAACUAUAAUAAUAAUAAUGAUCAGUAUGCCAAUACGUAUGGUGUAAACAACAAUAAUCCAUAUAACGCCAAUAAUCCAUAUGACACAUCGAAUACUUACAAUCGGAACCCUUAUGAUUCGUAUGAUGGUGGUAGCAGUGCUAACAGUGGAUUUCGCAAUGAUCGCUUAGAUUCGAGCUUCACAACAGAUCGGAAUUACCCAGAUGGUGCGAAUGAAACUACUUUGUAUGAAAAAUUCCGAAUAUUUGAGUCACGCCGGUAUGGUAAAGCAAAUCUUAUGUUCCAAGAUUCCGCUCGCUCCCUUGCUCUUAUUGCAGAAGAUGAUCAGUCGUUCAGUAAAUAUUUGCAAAAUACUAUGCAGUAUAUCUAUGGCAUCCGUGAGUGCCUACCUAGUAUGACUUUAUGUGUCACUUCCGAUCCUGAGCUUGAGAAAUGCAUUAAAAUGAAGACGGCUUUAAAAGCUCAACUCCUAAAACCAGAAUUAAUAUGUAAAAAGGAACACUCACACAAAUGCAUGCAAUGGAUCCAAUCGGGAAAAGCUGACAUUGCAGUUUUUGACGCUGGUGAUGUAUAUACGGGAGGCUUAAAUUAUGAAUUGGUGCCUUUCAUGUCCGAAGUGUAUAAUUUGGGAGAACCCGAGUAUUAUGUUGUAGCGGUUGCAAAAGAGGAGGAUCCUGACACCGAGCUUACUUAUCUCAAGGGCAAAUACACUUGUCACACUGGUAUUAAUACCGCUGCUGGUUGGACCUACCCAAUGGCCUUCCUUAUUUCGAACGGCUGGAUUCGGCCAUAUGGUUGUGAUUCUGUACGAGCUGCUGCCGAAUAUUUCACCAAAUCUUGUGUGCCAGGAGCUAUCAGUAAUGAGUAUAACACUGGAGUGCCCUAUGAUAGCAUGUGUGACCUUUGUCACGGCACAAGUUAUCGUUAUUGCAGACGUGAUGCAUCCGAAGAUUACUAUGGUCAUACAGGUGCGUUCCGUUGCCUUGUAGAGGGAGGUGGUCAUGUGGCAUUUAUGAAGCACACAACCGUAAUGGAGAGUACGGGUGGAAAGCGCAAAGAAUGGUGGGCUAGAAAUACACUCAACGACGAUUUCGAAUUACUCUGCACCGAUGGUACACGAGCGGAGCUAAAUGACUAUAAAAAAUGUAAUUUGGGUAAGGUGAAAGCGAAUGCAAUUGUAACACGGGGUGGUAUCAACUACAAUGAAACGCAAAUUAAUGCAUUCAUUAAUUUACUAACGUACGCCCAACAACUUUACGGACGCAAGAAUACAGAUGAUUUCAGCUUCAGCAUGUUCUCCUCGCCAAUGGGAUUUUAUGAUCUCAUCUUCCAAGAUGCAACACGUCAGCUACUUGUUAUUCCACCGAACCAACGGCGCUAUGACAUCUACCUGGGCAGCAACUUUAUGCGCGCAAGACGCAUAACUGACUGUUACGCGGGCGCAGGUCAAUUAGUAGUUUCAUUACCGCUCUUAAUGAUGUUUGCAGUACUGCUAAGGCUUUGAAAGCGUUAAAGUUGCCUUACUUUUACUUAUCAAAUAUGUCUCAGAAACCAAGUUCAGGCAUUGACACCCAAACACACAAGUGUAUUACAUACAUACAUAUGUAAGUCUAGAAAAAUAGGGUAUCUGAUAGAAUUAUGGGUACAAAUUAUAAACCAUUGCCGGUUUUUUACGAGAAGGUUUUUGGUAAAAGCACAAUUUUUUACAAGAGAAUCUCGACUUUUUUAGAUACAUACAUAAAUACAUAUUUUUGUCGAUUAAGCAAUAAUUAUUGUUGUUGCAUUCAAUAUAAUUCCAAUAGUUUAUAAGCAGAAAAGAUAAUUUAGUUGUGAGUGCCUUACAUGUAUGGUAUUAAACAUUCCGUCCAAAUUUUACAAACGUAUUGCAAUAUACAUAUAUACGCAGCACUAUAAUUAUGUGCAUAGUUUUAUGUAAAAUUGUCCGUCCACGAAAAUUUUAUUUAUCCAUUUUAAAAACUCGAAUAUAGGUAUUUUUACAAAAAAAUUUAAGUCAAAACUUUAUUGUAUUAAAAUAAAUCAACCAGAAUAAAUAGUUUUAACAUUAACACUA